This is a messenger RNA of Drechmeria coniospora, 420 nucleotides long. Its product is annotated as Gim complex component GIM3-like protein. Lineage: Eukaryota; Fungi; Ascomycota; Sordariomycetes; Hypocreales; Ophiocordycipitaceae. The record is from RefSeq and is a predicted model, not a curated record. Bases 1 to 420 code for a protein of 139 amino acids. Gene Ontology annotation, biological process: protein folding. The transcript is spliced from 4 exons. Gene Ontology annotation, cellular component: cytoplasm; prefoldin complex.
AUGGCAUCCAUGAACUUGUCCCGUCGCAUGCUGUCGAAAGAAGACGAAGCAAACUCCGACGAGGUCGAGGUCCGUCGGGAGGAUCAGGACAAGAUCAAUCGGUUCAGCCGGCUGCACCAGCGGCAUCUCGCUCUAACCGAGGAGCUCAGCCUGAAGAGUAAGGAGAGGGAGGAGCUGGAUGAUCUGUCGACAGAGCUUGAGCUUGCCGAUGAGGAUGAGAAGAUACAAUACAAAAUAGGUGACGCCUUCUUCCAUGUCCCUUUGGAGCAGGCCCAAGCGAUGCUCGAGGCCGCAACCACCGAAAUCGACAAACACACAGAAAACCUGGAGAGCAAAAUGAGUUCGAUCCAUGAGGAGAUGACAGAGCUCAAGGUCGACUUGUAUGCACGAUUCGGGAAACAGAUCAAUUUGGAAGUUUGA